Molecule: messenger RNA, 5744 nt
Organism: Tachyglossus aculeatus (Australian echidna)
Lineage: Eukaryota; Metazoa; Chordata; Mammalia; Monotremata; Tachyglossidae
Gene: SPOCD1
Product: SPOC domain containing 1
Exons: 16
Coding region: 90-4823 (1577 amino acids)
Biological process (GO): DNA-templated transcription
Cellular component (GO): nucleus
Source: RefSeq, a predicted model, not a curated record
CCAGUAAAUCCGUUGGGGCGGGGCCGGGGCGACCGUUGAGAGGGCGGUGACGACUGAGGCGGAGGAUCAGUCCUGGGCUCCUGGCGGCGAUGGGGGAGACCGAAAGGGCGGCCUGUGGGGAGCCGAGACCCCAGGGUGGACAGGGCCGGUCCGCCGAGCUUCAGCUUCUCCGCCGACAGGCCGAGGAGGCCGACCCCGGCCCGGGAAUGUCAAGCGGCAAAGCCAAGGGCCCUUCCGCCGACCCUGGCCCGGAUGAGGGCCCAGCCGGGCGGCCCUCCACCUCCAGCAAGGCGGGAGGUGCGAAGAAAAGAGCAGCUUCGGGAAAAAGCCGAGGCCGAGAAGGUGGGAGGGACUCUCCCGGCGAGAGGGCCACCGAAGCCAGAAAGUCGAGCCGCCCCGGGGAGGGUUUUCCGGAGGAGCCCGGCGGAGCCGGGAGGAUGACCAAAGGUUCGGAGGGAGCGAGCGACGGGAAGGGAACGGAAACCAUCGAGAUGGAAACCUCCUUGACGGUCGUGAGGCCUGAGGAAAAGAGGAAGGGCCAGGCUGCAAAGCCGGCAACUCUGAGCAAGGAGAGGAAGGCCAAGUUUUUGGAGAAGCUUCAAUUUGCCGUCCACGAUGCCUUACUUGAAACCUACGGUAAGAGGCUGAAAACCAAGCACAAAAAGAAGAUCUCAGAGAGAGUAGAAGGGUCGUCCGGUACCCAAGGCCCCCUGGAAGUCAAAGGCUCCCAAGAUGAUGAACUCUCAGGAGGGCCAAGUCAGACAGACGCUGCUCAAGGAGGCCUGCUUAGUAAUAUGCGAGGCUUUGAGGACAAGUUGGAUUUUCCCGAUAAUCUUUCCGAUAUAUGUGAGCAGGGUCUUUUCUCCAGGUUUGCCAUCGUCGAGGACAAGCCUUUGGCCUCCACUUCAAAUCUGCCUGAGGGACGCAAGGAGACAGAACAGGUUGAGAGACAGCAGCUAGGUUCUCCUCCCCCUCUUCCCAGUAUCAGAGCUGAGGAUGGGGAGGAGAAAAGCAGGAAGGCCCCGGCCUCCAAGAAGACCAAGGCCAGCAAGAAGAGGUCAGAAGAGCGUUCUAAAAGGGAGGAAGUUUCCAGUACCAGAGAAGAAACCGAAAGUGCCGAAGACCUGAAUGAGCCCUUUGGAAAUCCAGACUCUGAUAUCGAUAACGUUUUCUCCCCAGGACCUUUUCUGGAUAACUACUUCUUCUCUGAAAAGGACCCUGAGGAAGAGAGGCAUCAGGGUUGCACUUCUCUCCCUGAUCAAGAUUUCUGUAAGAGUCCUUCAAGGCUGGAAAAGUCAAGUAUGUCUCAAGAUCCCAUGGAAGACCAUGUUUGGAUGCCAUUAAAGGAGCCGUAUCACUGCAUGUUCCUAAACCUGAGCCCUGAAGUGCCGAGAAAAGUUUUGGUUAGGCAGUUGGUCUAUAAAGGAAGAAAAUUAAGCGACUUGAUGUUCCCUGGUACCACCUCUGAUAAAGAACAUGGAACCUCACGAUCUCUGUUAGAUAUCGCUGGGGACCUAGACUAUAUGGAGUUGGAGGGUGCAUACAAUUCGGAGGCAAGUGGGAGUGAAGGAAAAGAGAGAAAAGGAUGGCCGGCGAGGAUCAAAAGUCUACCAAAAACAGGGAAAUCCCUUGGGCCACCAGCUCCAGAUCUCACUGCGGCCAGGCCUUCUGCUCAAACCAACGCCCCGUUGCGGGUACAGGCAGCCGGCAGCUCCCUCCAAGACCCCAAGUCCAAUGAACCCAAGCCUAAACAUGGCCAAAAGAAGACGAAGAGGGAGUGUCCUCCUCACAAACAGGCCCCAGAGACACAAGCCAACAGCCGAAAAGCAAAUGCCAAAGAAACUCCUGAUGCAGCCGGAGGAACCAGCAGUAAAAGAGAGGAAGAGAGGACAUUGGUUCACCAAGAAAAUGGUGUGAAAAUGAUGUGUUACUUAGUGUCUGGAUCUGUGGUCAGGCUCCUGAGAGCUGCAGACCGGGGGUGGGAGCUGCGUGAGCGGCACAGCCUGGAGGAGCUGAAGGAGCAGUCAGAUCCUGGUUUGUCUCAUCCUUCCCAGGCUGCGGAAGAAAGGAGAAAGAAGUCAGGAGGUAGAAAAGACUUGGCUGAAGAUAAGAAGGAAUCCAAAGUCACCUCCAGUGGCCCAUCCCUCCACCUGCAUGAGAAGAGAAAGCCCUCAAAACCACUGAAAGCUCCUGUCCCGGCCAAGAAGCCCAAGAGCUCAGUCAAGCCCCCCACAAAACCAAAGAAGAAAAAGAAUAGUCCUCCCCAAAAAGAGAAUUCCGACGCUACGACCGACUCGGGAGAGAAAGAGCGCGUGAAGGUGCAGCAGUCGCUGAGUAGAGUGCUGGUGCGGAGGGUGGAGGAGGCCCCGGACCUGACCAUGAGCGAGGAGGCGUUGGCCGAAAUUGCGACCAACAUCGAGGUGGCCUUGUUCAAUCUCGUGCACAACACAAGCAACCGCUACAAGAACAAGUACCGGAGCCUGUUUUUUAACUUGAACGACAAGAAAAACAAGGACCUGUUCCGCCAAGUGGUUCGGGGUGAGAUCAUCCCAGAGGACCUGGUUCGCAAGAGUGUUACCCAGUUAGCAUCCCAGGAACUGACAGAAUGGAGGAACCAGAAAAUGAAGCACGACCUGGAAAUCAUAGAAAAGGAGCAACGGGAGGCCCCCAUUCGACGAAUCACUAAAAUUACGCACAAAGGGGAGAUAGAGAUCCAGUCUGACAAUGAUCAGAAUCUGACACUGGAGCACCUAUCGGAACCCGUGGUGUAUGUCGAUCGCAAGGUCCGCCCCCAGUUGGUCCCUGAAGGAGACAAACCUAAACAGUGCGAGAAACACUCUCCAGAGCCCAGCUGCAACGUCUGCAGAGGACGGCAAGCCCCUUGUGAGAAGAGGGGCUUUAACACCCCCCAAAUGAUCCCACCCUCCAGGAGGAAUACAGUUAACACCUCCGAGAGCACCAUUACCGACCAGCUGGCCCAAGUAGGCCCCCCGGACGCCGAGCCCACCAAGACAAACCAAGGCCAACGGACUGAGCCCCCAGACAGCCUCGAGCCCUCGGCUGCCCCAGGGAAUGAGCCCAGUGGGCUGAAGCCGGAGCUGCCCCUGUGGAAGACCUUGUGGGAGGGAGCCUUCAAGAUGUUCUGCAUUGAGCAGUUUGGGGCCAAAAUGUAUCUCGUCCUUGGGUCCGGCAGCCAGUUCAUCCAGAAACUUCCAGCAGUUGUCCGGUCCUCCGGCUUCAUCCUCCCCAAGGUGGCAUGGGAGAACCUGGACAGGAUCUGGCCGACGGAAGCCCAGAACAUCAAUCUAGUCCGCAUCGCCCCACAAGGGUCCCACAACUUCAAGUAUGGCAGAUUGCUCUACUCCUUCCUACGUGAAAAUAAAUGCUUUGGCGUGGUGGACAGCGAGGAGCUGGACAUGUACAUUAUACCGCUUCCUGCCUCCCAACAAGUGCCCUUCCAGCUCUACCCACUGCGUGGCCCAGUCCAGGAAGCCAUGAGCCACAGCUUGCUGUUGGGUCUGAUUCUCCCCAAAUCCCCGCUCAAUGAGCCCGGGACCCCCAGCCCCUCGGCCGUCAGCCCGAAGAAGACACCCAGUGUGGUCACCAUCGAGGAGCAGAUGGAGAUGAAGUGCUACUCACCUCCUCGCAAGAGGCUCAAGAGUCCUGUGGCAGGCGAGGCCUCAGAGCUCCUUCCUCCCGAGGUUCCUGGCACGGGGCAGUCCCCACCCUCUGAGGAGUCAGGCCCCAGAGACCCCCAGGCAAGCGCCUUGGAGGGGCAGCGAAGGAAUGACGUCCAAGAAGGGGGCGGCCCGGACCUGGGGCCUCCCUCUCACGGGGUUAGUUCCCACCAAGGGGGAAGUGCCGAUCCCAGUCCUCCCAGCUGUCCGGAGAGUACGAACCCCGGUUUGGGAGGCAGACCGGGCCUCCCGGACCUCUCCUUCCACCCACGCGGUCAGACCUCUCACUGGCCGGUGGGGCCCCUAGGCGGGCUGGCCCCCAAGGAGGACCCGGGAGGGCAUCUGGGUGCAGGGUGUGAGGAGAGGGUGAGGUUAUCUGGGGAAAGGGAAGUCUCUGGUCUGAAUCCACCCAGCCUCCAGUCCCUCCACCCCAGGCAUGGCUCGGAGUGUGGUACCACUUCCACCCUUGAGCUCCUGUCUUCAUUCUACCGUGUCAAGCCCGGAGCAGCCCAGCCUUCACCCUGUGCCAAUCAGGCUGCUCCCCAACACCCCACCCCACCAUCCUUCCAGUCCCACUUGCCUCUUGGGUCCAUAUCAUCUCAGCAAUCAGCUUUCACCUUAGUCCGUCAUCUGAAGACUCUGCUGAAGAUGAACAACCUGAUUAAGGCCUCCCUGCAGCCGGAUCAGGCCUCCCCACAGCCAGACGCAGCCUUCCUGCAGUCGGAGGUAGCCUCCUUGCAGUGGGUGGCACUGCAACUGGCCUCCGUCAAUCGGGCGGCGCCAGAUCCAGCCUCCCUGAAGCGGGUGGUGAUGGACUUGGCCUCCCUUAAUGGGGCGGUGCCAGAUCCUGACUCCCUGCAGCUGGAUGUGUCCUCCCUGCAGUGGGUGGCUCUGGACCCAGCUUCCCUGCGGCGGGUGGCGCUGGACCCAUCCUUCCUGGGGUGGGUGGCUCUGGAUCCAGCCUCCCUGCAGCAGACGGCGUCAGACCCAGCCUCCCUGCAGCGGACGGCGCCUAACCCUGUCUCCCCGCGGCAGAUGACCCCAGAUCAGUCCUCCCUGCAGCGGGCGGUGCCGGAUCCAGUCUGGACGGUACCGAACCCCAUCUCUCUGCAACGGACGGCUCCGGAUCCUGUCUCCCUGCAGUAGGUGGCACCAGGUACCAAACCCGAUCUCUCUGCAAUGGAUGGCUCCAGACCUAGCCUCCCUGUAGCAGGUGGUGCUGGAUCAGACCUCCCUGCAGCGGGCUGCGCUGGACUCGUCCUCCCUGCAGCGGGUGGUGCCGGACCCGGUCUCCCUUCAGCGGGCGGUGCUGGAUCUGGUCUCUUUAGUGGACAGCUCUGGAUCCGGUUUCCCUGAAACGGGCAGUGCCGGACCCAGCCUCCCUGCAGGGAACUAGCUCAUCUGUCCCCAAGUGCCUCUGAGGGCAGUUCCGUGCACCCAUCGUGGGGGUCAACUCCAACUGUUUCUUGUGUCCUUUUGUGGCUCACCCUAAGUCUCUGCUUUGUCCCACCGUUGCUGUUUGUUCAGGCCCAAGGGCCUCCUGUGAAUCUUUUAACACUGACCCUGAAGGUGUGCCCUCCAAGCCGGGUUAAACUUGGCAGCCUGUCUGCUAGGCUUGCCACCCAGAGGAAAGGACUCCCCAGUUUCCAUUACACAAAUCCAAGGCUAGGGGAGCUUCAGAGAUGUCUGAUGUCAUCAGCCUUCCGCUCAGAAGGGGAAGGGCAGCCUGAGCGUGAGGCGAGGCUUUUAGAAAUCUAGGGCCAGACGCUCCCCACACCUCCCCUCUCGAUUGCUGCCACAGCCACAACACGCUUCCUUGCCUCCUUCUCCCCCACUGCCCCCCAAUAGAUUUGUUCGUCCCAAUUUGGAGGAGCCCCAAGGCCUCCUAGAUUGGGAUCUGGGGGACAGUGGCCCAAGCAGGGGGAGGUAGGAUAAUCCCACCCCAGAAGGGCUGUGGGGAGUGUAGCAUCCAUCAACCCGGCUUGGAGGAACACACCCAGGGUAUCUGUAAGUUUCAAGUUUUACAUUCCUUUUACAUGUUAAAUGUUUGUGACAAUAAAAAAAGUU